Molecule: messenger RNA, 2807 nt
Organism: Owenia fusiformis
Lineage: Eukaryota; Metazoa; Annelida; Polychaeta; Sabellida; Oweniidae
Source: the annotation of a GenBank genome assembly
AUGUUCCUGAUGCUGGCAAAUGUACCUGGCCUGGGAAUGACAACGCAUGUUCUUCAACACCAUGUCAUGGGGAGGACGUUGUGUGUAUCAACACAUUUGGCGGGAAUUAUAAAUGCUUAUGCCCACCCGGGACAAACGGCGAUCGUUGUGGUGAAGGAACGUACUGCUUCCCGUGUGCAAGUAAAAGACGGAGGAAUGUCACAUGUCCUGUGUUCGACGACAAGCCAUUCUUGACAUCCAUGUCUGUGCAAGACGUAACACUCAAGACCCAGAUAUCAAGGACAAAAUGCACGAUGGACAACAACUGGAGCUUCGAUUUUAGAACAGGGUUCAUGUGGGUAGCCAAAGGUUGCAGGGGCGAAUUUUGUGUGCACUACCAAGAAGCUGUGCCAGACAUAACAACUGUACAAGGUACAACAACUGGACCAGGUACAACAACUGGACGAGGAACAACAACUGGACCAGAUACAACAACUGGACCAGUUAUAACAACUGGACCAGGUACAACAACUGGACCAGAUACAACAAUUGGACAAGGCACAACAACUGGACCAAGUACUAGUACAACAACUGGACCAGGUACAACAACUGGACCAGAUAUAACAACUGGACAAAGUACAACAACUGGACCAGGUACAACAACUGGACCAGAUACAACAACUGGACCAGAUACAACAACUGGACCAGAUACAACAACUGGGCCAGUUACAACAACAGGACUAGGUACAACAACGGGACCAGAUACAACAACUGGGCUAGUCACAAUAACUGGACCAAGUACAACAACUGCGCCAGUUAUAACAACUGGACCAGGUACAAAAACUGAACUAGAUACAACAACUGGACCAGAUACAACAACUGGACCAGGUACAACAAUUGGACAAGGCACAACAACUGGACCAAGUACUAGUACAACAACUGGACCAGGUACAACAACUGGACCAGAUAUAGCAACUGGACAAAGUACAACAACUGGACCAGGUACAACAACUGGGCUACUUACAACAACUGGACAAAGUACAACAACUGGACCAAGUACUAGUACAACAACUGGACCAGGAACAACAACUGGGCUACUUGCAACAACUAGACCAGGCACAAUAACUGGACCAGAUAUAACAACUGGACAAAGUACAACAACUGGACCAGGUACAACAAUUGGACCAGAUACAACAACUGAGCUUCUAACAACAACUGGACAAAGUACAACAACUGGACCAAGUACUAGUACAACAACUGGACCAGGUACAACAACUGGACCAGAUACAACAACUGGGCUACUUGCAACAACUGGACCAGGCACAACAAUUGGACAAGGUUCAACAACUGGACCAAGUACUAGUACAACAACUGGACCAGGUACAACAACUGGACCAGAUAUAACAACUGGACAAAGUACAACAUCUGGACUAGGUACAACAACUGGACCAGAUACAACAACUGGACCAGGUACAACAACUGGACAAGGCAUAACAACUGGACCAGAUACAACAACUGGGCCAGUUACAACAACUGGACCAGGUACAACAACUGGACCAGAUACAACAACUGGACCAGAUACAACAACUGGCCAAGGAACAACAAUCGGACAAGAUGACAUGGUCCCUAGUGCAACGUUAUACAUCGGGGGUGUGAUCACAUCGUCCAUUUCACAAAACAUGACCCAACUCCUAGGAUUUUACAGUAUACACGGAGAAUAUUACAAUUCUAGACCAGUAUAUAUUCACGAAUCAGGAAAAUAUUAUAUGUACUACCUAUUAAGUGGACGUUGGGGGUUUGGCGCGGCUAUUGGUAAUGACCAAAUUAACAUGUGGAUACCUUCAACAUCCCUUCUACCUCAGGAUAUAACAAAGCCACAAUUUAGAUGGGUUACCUCUACUGGUUGGACAGCGAUGGAUGGAAUCACUAUUUCUAGCAAUACAACUACAGGUGGAUCUUGUCGUAAGCUCCUGCUACCUGUCAUGGCGAAUUUUGGUUUUUAUGAGAAGAAUAAUGACCAAGAGGCUGGGAAUAGACCGAUUUACAAACACUCUUUUUUCCCGUUCUACCUUUACUAUUUGUCAUCAACAGGAAUGUGGGUAAUUGGACCAGACCCUACUAAUUUAAAUUUUAAUGCUUACGCCUUCACAUAUAAUCCUGCUGUUGAUCCAACCGAUGGUACUACUAUUUGGAUGGUGAUUAAAGAUGGUGGUUUUGUGGUCGAGCCUGGGGUAGUUGUGAGCUGUCAGGAUGAUGUUACAGUGAGCUAGAAUAACAGCAGAGGUUCUGAUCAUUACAGCACUACUAACAAAUAAGACACAACGGUCAAUCUAUAGAAUGACUCAAUUUGACAAGGUUACUAAAAGUCAACUCAUUAACAUGGGUUACCUUAUGCAUUUAUAAAGGGUGACCCUCAAUUUUGGAAAAAAAACUAUUUUUGGUGGAAUAAUAUAUUAAUUUGAUUUUAAAAAUUUUAAAAAUGGCCGCCAUAUUUCUCUCGCAAAAUUCACCUUUGGACCAUAUGGUAGCUUUUUUCAGCCAUUUAAAGGAUGUGUAUAUCUAUCAAGGGCUUAGAAAACAAUAAAAAUUAGUUUUUCGAAGAAUAUCAUCAAUUAGAUUCCUUUUGAUUAAUUAAAUGCAAUAAAUACGCUUUCCUUUUCUAAUCAUAUCUAAAAGAACUCUAUUGACGAAAGAAAAAGUAUUUGGCUGUCGUUAGGAAUUCCCCCAAAAUUCCCCUUUUGUUUGAAUUUUUAUUUACACUACCUGCGGUGAAAAUACUUAUGAAAUUUAUAGAAAUGAAACUCGACAUUAUUUCUAAUACCGCCAAU